AUUCAGUUAAUGCAGACGACACGGUAGACGCUGUGUUUAUCGAUUUUAUAAUUUUUUUUACCGACUGAACAUCGUAACUCUCGCACCUGAUAAACUCUUACAAGUUUUUUUUUCGGAUACCUUAAAGAGAGAAAGAGAAACCAACACAACGUGAUUCCCAUUGCUAUGUAAAUUUUUCACCAGUCGUCAAAAAGGAAAAGCAAAUAUGAAACUAGUGGCUUUGCUGUUAAUUUACUCCUUAUGUACCAUAGUUCAACCAACAGACAAAAUAUUUAGUGUCCAAGUUCCAUCAACCUAUAAAGUUCUGACUGGAAGGUUACAAGUUGACCUUUUGGUACCUGUAGUAAAUUACAACGUAACUCUACGGAUAUCUAGGAGGAAUACCAAAUGGAAGGACAUGGUUGUAAGACAACAUUUUUCCAAAUACUUAAUACAUUUGGAAUGUGGAUUUAUCGACGUACCUGAUUUAUACACUUUUUCCCUCAUAAAUAAACAACAAAAAAUUCUGGCGUCAUCUACAACCAAUGCAACUUGGCCAGAUGUUAGAAUAGAAGCCAAGGAACAUUUUACGCUCUUUGAAUCUGAAUUUACUAUUAGGGUGAAGUCUAACAUUGGGAAAUAUGGAUGCACUGGAAUAACUUCACAUAACUCCUUCACCAUUAACUAUAUACAUUAUUCUACCAAACAGGAUCUAAUCAACAAUAUUAAUGGUAGAAUAAUUCAUAAAUUACGGUCGUACAAUUUGUACAAUUCUCUGAACGCUAUAUGUAAACUUGGAUGCCAUGUAAUAGACACAAGCGGAUUCUAUAGAGUGACAAUGACGGCUAACACCUCUAGCAUUUUAAUAAGUUCAUCGAAACCAAUUAAAGCUGAUUUUCCUGAUAUAAACUUUCGUCUGCUACCUUCCGAAGUCUUUCCUUGUAGUGGAUUCAUUAACCUAGUAUAUAGUCGUCAGGGAUGUAAUCAAGCUCACCAAUCGGACACUAUUAGAAUGUUCAGAAUACCCAGAACCAAGUUUGCAGUAAUGAGUGAUAUGAGAAAGACGGCGGAAAAAAGCGUUAGUGGAAAGGAUAAAGUAUCUUUCGAAUGCAACUUAUUCAACGAAAAGCAUGAUCUCGGCUAUUGCUUUCAUUACGUUUCGCAAAGUGAAGUCUUAGGGAUAGUUAAAAUUGUCAAAGAGAUAUGUAUCCCUUCCGAUUCGAAUUCUGAAUUGAUUAGGGACGGAAAUUGGAACACUUGGGGUCCAUGGUCCCAAUGCAGUCGAACUUGUGGAUUUGGAGAACAAGUGCGAUACAGAGAGUGUGAUAAUCCUAAACCGGCCUUCACUGGAAAAUACUGCAAGGGCAGAAACGAAGAAAAAUUAGCCUGUGGUGGUAAACCGUGCGAAAAGACUCGCACUACUCCGAAUGCCUUCGCUCUUUACACCCAAGAUCCCCGUUGCAAUUGCGGAUGCGAAAUUACGUCUCCGAAUGGUGUAAUACAAACAUCAACUUCGUGUGACAAAAGAGUAUCUCAAUGGAUUCUUAUCGCAGAUAGGAAUCAAGUUAUCCACUUGAUAAUGUACUUAUCCAGUGGAAACAAUGGGAAAAGUCGGAGUUUAAUUAGAGUAAGAGACGGUAGACGAUCAGAAGACGAUUUAUUAUUGGACUCAAGCGGCUACGAUAUUCCUAAAGAAGGAAUUCCUAAAGUUGUUACCAGCAGUGGCAAUAGCAUGCUUAUAGAAAUUAUAUUGCCUUUAUCAAAUAACGUUGAAAAUGAGGGUUUUAUCGCGCACUACUCAAUGAAAAAGAAAAAUACAACAGCACCCAAUAAUGAUGACAACAACAAUCACGUAGAUAAUUCUCAAUGGCGAAACGCCGUAGCUAUAGUUGCUAUAUCAUUAUGCAUCGUAAUUAUCGUCAUCAUUAUAGCGACUGCUUUUCACGUUCGAUUAAGGACAAAACACAAAAAGGAAUUGAGAAAAAACCCUCUUUUGGUAAAUGGAGAGAUACCGACGCCUAGCCAGUCGAGCGCCUCGAGCGCAGGUGCUACCCCAGCCACUCUGUCGCCAGUGAAGACUACCACUUCGCAAGGAGUGUCAGCCGGUGGUGGUGGUGGCGGUGGCUGCGAGGCGGGAAACGCAGAGAAAAGAGCCUCGUCUAUGGGAGCGGGAGUAAAGGGGGCGCCUGUCGUCGGUAAACACGAUGAACCCGUAAGAGGGCGUGCUUAUCAUAGGAAAAGUAGUGGGAUGUCGCCAUCUGGGCCUUGCCCUGUGCAUAAUUCUCCUUAUCAAAUUCAACAAGAGGAAUUCUUACACCAUUUCGAAAAGAAGCUCCAUUCAGAUAAACGUCAAAAGAAGAAAGAUAAGCGGAAACAUCGGUCCGGUACAAUUAAUGAAAUUUACAUUGACACGCCGGAAAUGAAGAAGACAGCUCGCCCGUACGUUCCUAGUCAUUUACCCCCACUAGCACUGCAAGAAGAUCUUUCCCCCUCUACUGCCGUAUCGCCAUCCAUCGAGUGUAUUCCAAUGCAAGAUUAUCGUAAAAAACGACCACCAGCAAUUGGCCGAGAUGGGUCGAAGACUGAAGAUAGCGACUUUCAGAAUGCGAACGUCUCCACAGACUGUUCAAAUGUCUCGACGGAUGGUAGUUGUAAACCUUCCGUAAGACCAUUACCAAUUCGGAGUGUAUCACGUCCUGAUGGUCAGAGUCCAGAAAAUAGAAUGGAAGGCGAUCAAAACGCAAACACUCCUAACGGCUUAACACAGUUAUCACCAGUCCUACAAAAAUCAAAAUUAUUUCCGAGCGUUCCAACGACACCUGGAAGUCGUCGUACGACUCCCAGUGCUGAUUACGAAUAUGACGAUUACGUACCUCAAGUACCAAAUAGUUAUUUAGAGAUGAAUCAUGGACACUACACACUUUCUUGGUCCAAACCUCCUAAAUGGGCAAAACCUCCACUUUCCGAAGGAACCAGUGAAACUAGUCUACCGAUAAACGGAGUAGGUGAAACUAAUGCCUGAAUUAAAAAGUCUGAUUUCGUUCACUUUAAGUUUUUUUGGCUGCCUUAUUCCGCUUUAUCGUGAGAAAUUAACCCGUUUAUUUUCUUUAUAAAAAAAAUAUGUGCUUAAUUUGACAGUUUAUUCUGCCUUGUUUUUUUUUUAUUUAUUGUUUUUCUUUCAUCGUUAAUGUAACCUGUAAAAAAUUUGUUAUCUUUCAAGCAAAUGAAGAAAAAGAUUGUAAAGUGAGAUACGAAGAUAGAAAACGGAAGAAAAAAAACAUAAGGAAAAAAAGUGAGAAUAGAUAGAAUAAAAUAAAUUAUUUAUGCUUUGUAGUAAGCUAUUAAAGUAGCCAAACACUACAAAAUAUCUACUACAAUUGCUACCGCUACAUUUCAUAAAUAAAGCAAGAAAAAAAUGAAAAAAAAGAAUUUCAGCUUCAGAGCACAAGAGACUUUUUUUUCUAAUUCACAAAAGAAAACUUUCUAUCUAUACUACAUGUUAAAACAUUAUAUAUA
Dimorphilus gyrociliatus is the source of this 3495-nucleotide messenger RNA. The record is from the annotation of a GenBank genome assembly. Lineage: Eukaryota; Metazoa; Annelida; Polychaeta; Dinophilidae.